Messenger RNA from Caenorhabditis bovis, 3111 nucleotides. Lineage: Eukaryota; Metazoa; Nematoda; Chromadorea; Rhabditida; Rhabditidae. The record is from the annotation of a GenBank genome assembly.
AUGGUCGCCAGCACCUCCGACGAAGGGACAUCCAGUUUGAAACAGUCUACUUGUUCUACAAGCAGCAAACAGUUUAUUGAAGCACCUGCGUUUUUUUACGACAUGGAUACAGAUUUGAAGGAUUUAAAAACUGCCUUAAAAGGUGCCGAUUUGCUGAAUGAUUCUGGAUAUCAAUCGGUUCUCGAACGCUCCCGCCAUCCUUUUUCUAUCAGCUUCGUUCUCAAUGAAGACAAUGUUUUCGAUUCCGAAGAUGAUGCCUCCGACGAGCACUGGGAUGGCUAUUUAACAGUUGGACCUGAUAGAGUCAAAAUCAAGGAUAUGUCAGAUAUUCUAGCCACGAGAUACGCAUUCCUUUCUGGUUCUCGUACUCCUGAAGGGUUGACCAUUGUCACAUUUCCUGACGCAAGAUCAAAUCUUUCGUUUGAAGACUAUUCUCUGCUAAUCACUUAUUUGCUGCAAGUGCCUCCCCUCGAAGACAGUCAUCAGGGAUUUGCGCUGAUAAUCGAUCGUCGAAGCGACAAGUGGUCGGCGGUACGAACAGUUUUACUCCAAAUAACGUCAUAUUUUCCGGGACAAAUUCGCGUUGUCUUCGUCAUCAAGCCCGAAGGUGUCCUACAAAGAGCGCUCGAAGUUGGAUAUCGCGGAAUAGCGGAUACGUGCCCGUUCAAGGUGGUCCAAUUGGAAACGGCAUUCGAUUUGCGCAAUUACAUCCCGUUGAAGCAAGUAACAAUGGAUGUUGGUGGGCUCAUCAAGUACAACCAUCUCGAAUGGGUUCAGCACCGAAUGGACAUCGAACGUAUGAAAUCUUCUGCGAACGCGAUAGCAACAUCUUUAAGUGAUUUUGGACGAAUGCUUCGAGAAACCGAAUUACCGAACGACGUGGAAACGACAGCGAGAAUUCUUGAAGCACAAACAGCCGAGAAGGACGCCAUUAAGGAAGAUUUUCGUAUCUCCGUUCGGAAGGGAAUGUCGCUCCUACGAACAGUGCGACAGCUUGACAAAAAACCGACAGCCGAGCAGCUGUCACCGACAAGAUUGCAUAAUGUUUCGGCAAUCGAGAGGAUGCUAGUUCAGCUAGAGGAAACCGAAAAAUCGUUCGACAUUUUCUGGGCACGCCAUGAAAAAAGGCUAACAAAUUGCUUGCAACUGCGGCAAUUCGAGGAAACUUUCCGAAAGCUACAAGCGGCAUUUGCUCGCCAUAUGCUUUAUUUGGAAGAACAUCGAGAAGUUGGCGACAGAAGAGAAAAGGCCCUACAACUUGCUGAAAUUCACGCCCAAUACUCGAAGACAGCAAUGGACGAAGUAGAGGCUGCUCGGGAAUUGAAGAAGACCGGAGAGGAACUGAUAUCAUCAAAUGAAGAUGAGCUCUGCGGAAGUUUGAAGCCAAAGUGUGAAGAGCUCGCUAGAAUGGCCGAUGCCCUAACCGGUGCUCUCGAGCGUCGUAGCGCUGUUCUAACUCUUAGCAGCACCAUGCACGACCAAAUUUCUCAGGCGAAUAAAUGGUGCCGUAAGGGUGUCGACAUAUUGACGACUUCAAUUCCGCCCGAACUAGCGACUUCCAACAUUACCGCCUCAAUUGGGAAAAUGGACGAGUUUCUGAGUGAAGGAGAAACUCUCAAACUCGACGCUCUUAGUGGCACCCCAUCCUUGAACAAUCUCAUUCUUUUGACAACAACUGAAACUUCUACGUUGCUUGCCCAGGUUGCCGAGCGCAUCGACGACAUUCGCCGGAUGUCCGUGGCCAGAAGAGACGCGCUCGCAAAGCUUUGCGAGCAGAAAAAACCACCCGUUCAGGUAGUGACGCCUGAAAAGAAGAAAAAGAGCAAAACGGAGCAACGUAACGAGAUCGACGUAAAGGACAUUCAAUGUUGUUCUGGAAGUGGUUCGCCGAUAGAAGAGGGCCCGCGCGAUCAUGCCUCAUCAAUGGCGACAUUUCUUAAUACUGAGAAAAAUUACGUGAAUGAAUUGGAAUCACUUAUCGAUCAUUAUAUGGGACCAUUCGAGUUGCCAGAAUUCCAAACUUGCAUUCCAACCGCAAUUCGAGGAAAGCCGGAGCUUGUUUUUGGAAACCUUCGCGAAUUGCUGAGUUUCCACUCACGAUAUCUUCUCGUCGACCUGCAGGCCAACGAAUUUUCGCCAAGUGGAAUUUGCCGCGCGUUUCUUCAGCAUCGGCAUAAAUUCUUGACCCUCUAUCGCACAUACUGUCAAUAUAAAGCGUCAAGUGAGGCGAUUCGCAAAGAAUAUGUGGAGUCGAAUGCGUUCUUCGGGGAAUGCCAGAAACGUGCUGGUCAUCCGCUACCACUUGGUGCAUAUCUCUUGAAACCUGUGCAGCGCAUUACCAAAUAUCAAUUGCUGUUGCGCGAACUUGAGCGAUACUGUCAGCCGGACGUCAAAGACGAUGUAACUGCUGCACUGUCAGCCAUGCUGGAUCUUCUAGCUCAGAUCAAUGCAGCAAUUCACCAGCUCCACAUUUCCGGAUUCAAUGGUGACCUUCGUGUUCUCGGGCCGUUGCGGUUACAAACGGAAUGCGACGUUUACUCAUACAAUAGAAAGAAGAAAGCAAAAUUGUCACGAGCACAAAGACGUUUUUUGUUUUUGUUUGACGGAGGAGUCAUGUUCUGUAAAAAAAGGACACCGCCAACCCAGCCAUCGAGUAUGGAUCCAGAAUACUAUGAGCAUAAAUUGUGCAUUCCGGCGCUUUCUCUCGGAUUUGCCGAUGUUUCGCGGAGCGGAACGGGUCGCUUUGAAAUUUGGGACGAAGCGAAGGUUGACGCCUUUGUCAUCGAGCCGCUUGACCCAGCUGCGCGCUCUCGAUGGGUUGAGCGUUUGAGCAAGUCAAUCGGGCCACAAGACGGAUAUGUUCUCGAGAAUCGCUCUCGACCAAAAAGUUGGGCGAGUACUGUCUCCAACGAAAGCUCAUGCUCAUCAAGCACUCGUGAAUCUGACAGUGUUGAAAGUCAAAUGGACACUAAUGGAAACACCCAUCAAUCUCAAAUAAGAAGUACUGAUAUUCCAGAAAGUCAAGAAAUGCUGGAUAUUACAAUGGAUGGAACUAUAAACACUGCAAAUGACGAUCUUUGUGGCGAGAUUGAGCUCGUUGAUAGUUGCUAA